AUGUAUAAUUUACUAAACAUUCGAAUGAGUUUGCUAGAAGAAGCACAAGGUAGAGAAAGGCCCAGUGACAAUAAUAUAAAUAAAGUGUAUAAUAGCAUUCUCGAGCUAGUGGGUAACACACCGCUUGUUAGAUUGAACAAAAUACCACAGCAAUAUGGACUUACUUGCGAAAUCUAUGCGAAAUGUGAAUUUAUGAAUCCAGGGGGUUCUAUAAAAGAUAGAAUAGGAUUAGCAAUGGUCCAAAAUGCUAAGAAAUCGGGUAUCGUAAAUGAUUCAACCAGAUUCGUAGAACCUACUUCUGGUAACACUGGCAUUGGUAUUGCAAUGAAUGCAGUACUUACGGAUACAAAAUGCACUAUUUUAACCGGUGAGAAGAAUUCAUCUGAAAAGGUGUCCACAAUGCGUUUGUUGGGUGCAGAAGUGAUCUCAGUCAAGGGUGACGAAAUAGAAGCUGCGAAACAAAUGCAACGGGAAAAUCCGGAAACCAUAGUUAUGUUGAACCAGUUCGAAAACAUGGUUAAUCCAAUGAGCCACUUCGAGACUACUGGAACGGAAAUUUUGUGCGCACUAGAUAAGGUGGAUAUGAUAGUCUUGGGAGCAGGUACCGGUGGUACGCUGAGUGGAGUCAGUCUUAGACUUAAACAGAAAUACCCAGACUGUAUAGUAGUUGCUGCUGAACCGGAUGGCUCCAUAUUGUUUGACCCUUGUGCUGAUGAACACCCUUUUUUGGUAGAAGGAGUGGGAGGAACUUGGGCACCGGAGGUACUGGACAGAUCUAUCGUUGAUCAUGUCGAGGUGAUCACUGAUCAAGAAUCGUUUUUAACGGCAAGAGAACUGGCAAGAAAAGAAGGACUAUUAUGCGGUGGUAGCAGCGGUACAGCAAUGUGCGCAGCAAUAAAGGCUGCUAAAACACUCAAUUUCGGAAGAGGAAAACGAAUAGUUGUGAUAUUACCCGAUGGAAUUCGUAACUACAUGACUAAGUUUGUCACAGAUCAGUGGAUGGAAGCGCAUCUUUUCAUGGACCCUCCUAAACAUACCAUGAAAUGGUGGAACAAACCAAUAACUGAUUUAAAAUUGACUCACAAGUAUCCUUUGCUUAAUAAAAAUGUCACUUGUGAACUAGCUAUCAACGCUAUGAAAAAUUCGAAUAUCGCAGUAAUCGUUGAUGAAAAAGGACAUUUUGUGGGUGCUGUUACUAAAGACAAUUUCCGGAACAUUGCAACCAACCCAUUAAGGUUGCCAAACGGAAAUAUUGAAGAAUUUAAUUUGAAAGAUCUGGCGACGGAACAUCUUGUUAAAGACUGUUACACAAUGGCCGAGAACGGUAGAAAGGGGGUACCGAAGAUUGGCCUCCUGUCUCGCAUAUUGGAUAUCACGCCGUUCGUUAUUAUUGUUAGAAAAGGACACGAUGGUAAAGACUACUUCGAGCCAAAAGGCGUGGUCACCGCAGAUGACGUUUUAGAUUAUAUACAUAAAACUAAUGAUUCAACAGUUCAGUGCCAAACUUGGUCAUCCUAG
This is a messenger RNA of Arctia plantaginis, 1518 nucleotides long. The record is from the annotation of a GenBank genome assembly. NCBI's taxonomy places the organism in Eukaryota, Metazoa, Arthropoda, Insecta, Lepidoptera, Erebidae.